Branchiostoma belcheri (Belcher's lancelet) is the source of this 5695-nucleotide messenger RNA. RefSeq lists its product as uncharacterized. Gene Ontology annotation, biological process: animal organ morphogenesis. Lineage: Eukaryota; Metazoa; Chordata; Leptocardii; Amphioxiformes; Branchiostomatidae. The record is from RefSeq and is a predicted model, not a curated record. Gene Ontology annotation, molecular function: receptor ligand activity; BMP binding. Bases 651 to 1547 code for a protein of 298 amino acids. The transcript is spliced from 2 exons.
CCCGGGUGAUCCAAGAAGGUUGGAACUUGGUUGGACGGCGUCUCCUCCGAGCUUCAGGUGUCGCGCAGACGGAGACAGUCGCGUCACGCCGACGCACGCACGGCGACAGGGGGGAGGGACGCGCGACGUCGCCACGUCACGGGGCGUGGGACGGUUCUGAAUGGCUCAGUCCUGGUUACGCCGGGUAGUAAUUGAUGGGUGCCGGGGUGCGUGCUUUCCACCAAGGGAGAUCAGAAGAGCGAUAAAGCCCGGCGGGCCGGCAGCUCAGCGCCACGGCUCACAUCAUGACGCCGUUCUAGGGGGUGACAAGCCUUAAUCAGCUGCGCAGCCAAUCGGUCGGGGCUCCUGAGAGAUAAAAUUCCCAGACUUGAGCGGUCAUGCGUUGUCCCCGCGCCACGGCGGCGCUGCUUCAAUAAACUUCUUCAUUUCAAUGCGCAUGUAAAGCACUAUUUAAACUGUUGGCAGCCGCUCGCCCGCAGGACUAGCGCUCGGACUUCCUGCACGGUUAGGACGUGACUGCCAGGCUCGCGCUCCCACACCAACCACACCGCGCGUACACACGGACUAACCGCAGAGCUCACUACAGAAGCACACGGCUAAUUCUGCAGGCACUUCACGGGCGCUAUAGCAGGACAGAUCAAGGAAAAGGGAUGGCGGCACGGCAGGUGGGGGAGGCGGUCUGCGUGGCGGCCCUGCUGCUGAUGGUAGGGGGAGUCCACCUGGCGGCGGCGGACGGAAGCAGGUGGCGGGACGACGAGGGGACUCCUCCCGAGGAGGGGGAGGACUUGGAGCUGCUGGCGUUCCGCGGGCUCCGGUCGGGGGAGGACGGGGCCGUUCCCGACAGCGGGUUUCUGCCGACCCUGCCGGUGUUCAGUGGAUUUACCGCUGCGGACUCCCGGGAACCUAGUAUUUCUACUUCUUAUUUCGACGACUCGUCUGAGGAAGGGUCUUCAGACGAGGACGAAGAGGACGGGGAGGAGUUCGACACGCUUUCUGUGAUUCGCGGCGUGCAGAAGCACGCGGAACUCCAACACGACGACGACGAUUUCGUCGAUGAUGACGACGACCGCAAGUCGCGACGGAAAGGCCGUCGGCGGUCUCGGACGCGGAAAGCAGGCGGCAGGAAGCCCCGGCACAGCGCGUCCUACAUCCCGGACCCCGACAAGGACAUGCCGAACGAGAGCGACCAGCAGAUCGACGAGCGGGAGAUUCUGAAGUCCUCCCGCCGCGCUCUGGUCGUCACAGAACGGAAGUACCUGAAGCAGGACUGGUGCAAGACGCAGCCGCUCCGCCAAACGGUCCGCGCCAAGGGAUGUCUCUCCAGGACCAUUAUCAACCACUUCUGCUACGGACAGUGCAACUCCUUCUACAUCCCCAAACACGUGCGCAAGGACGCGGAGUCUUUCCAGUCCUGCGCCUUCUGCAAACCCCACAGGUACAGCAUGAUCACCGUGACGUUACGCUGCCCCAACCUCACCCCAAACUUCAAACGGAAAAGAAUACAGAGAGUCAAGAAGUGCAAGUGCAUGUCCGUCAUAUUGGAAUAACUUGUAAAAAAGGUGUUUCAACAGACUUGUCGCAGCUGUGGCAAAAGUAAGUUAACACUCGGGUCCAAAUCCCAUGUUGGGAAAAAACCUCAGAAACGAAACUAGCAUAUUUAUUCGUCAUAUUAAAUGUCAGUGUGACGUGAGAGUACAACACGUUGUCUGGGCAAGUGCUUUGGAUAUACAACCACAGAGCGUUCCACCUGGACAUCCCAGUCAGGACAACAGGACCUUAUCUCAUUUCAACCACCUGCGUGCGUUCGCCCCAGGGCCAAGGGCGCCCUCGUAUCGCCCCGCCCCUCCCCCGGAGGGCGAGCGGACAGUAUGGGCGGUACGUCCACGCGGUAAGACUGCAUAUAUAAUAAUGGCUUGUACAGAUAUAUAAAACUAAAUAGACCCUCCUUCUCACCGCAAAAUGACUUGAUGUAAAUAUUGAUGUACGUGUGACUCAGUUAUACCUAUUUCUAGUAGAGGAGAGUUUGCAAGAAGAAACCUCACACGGAAUCAGCCUGUAGUUACAGACAAACCGUGAGAUUUAUUAUGUGUGACGUUAAUAAUGCGACAUCGCGGGACCUUCCAACGGCGGGCCAAUUCUCUCAGUGAUUUACCGUGAGUUUCUACAAGCACGACCGCCGCCAGGGCCGGCACGGAACACUAACUAUAUUACUAAUACUUGUGUGCAAGGACUUUGGUUCAUUCCAAAACACGCAAAAACAAAGGGUUUAGACCGCCAUUGUCGUUUUCGGACAUUCGGUACGUACAAUUUUAGUAUUUAGAAGACCAGGACUUUUCUGUACUUAUUUGACGGUUGAAAAACAAUAAUUUCCGGCGACAACUAUUUUUAAGUAUACAAUUAUUGUACAAGUUUGUAUAUAAAGAAUAGGAACUAUUUAAAUAAAUUGAGUUCUGGUGAUAACUUAACACGCUUCUCAGUGACUGCCUUUCCUUUAUUAAGCAUCUCCUAUUGCACAGUAGCCGCUGUAGUUCCCACAUGCACCUAUCAGUGCUGACCUAAAGGAGCAACAAUCUGUCUGGGGUGGGGUGGGGUGUGUGUGGCAUCAAUUGGUAUUGAUUCAACUCACUACAUCAAAAGUAAGACCAGAAACUUGACUUGUAAAAUGACUGCCCUGAAAUUGCAUUGAAUGCCUUAAGUCAAGGCAUGUUGUAAAUGUACAUUUCAAUGCUUCACAUCAAUUUUCAAAAACCUAGAUUUUCCAGGAUAGGGUAACCUAUCCCCCCAAAGGAUUGUUAAAAGUAAUUGUUAUUGACAGGUUAAAGACAUACUCGGCAUAGUCUAUUUGCCCGAUUUUCCAACACGCCAUUGGAGUCUGGUAGAGACUACAUUUCUGGUCCUGCAGGCCACCCUGAAAUGAAUAGCUCUCCUUUUAAAAGUCCAUUUGUUCACUCCUGUAAAUAUACUGAGCAAAAAAAUGGGCAGAAGUUCAAGAAGCUCAAGUUGCUGGCACAAUGGCAGGGAGCCAGCAGACUUCUGUGAACAUGAUUGAACUGGUGGUACAUUACAUGUAAUAUGCAUCAUUUAACACUGUGAAAUUUGCCUUCCAACAUUUGAGAUAAUAAUAAUAGCCUCUACCUGGCUGCUUUUAAAUAAAGUAGAAAUUGUUCAAAUAGACAGAAUAUUAUACCACAGGAGUACAAUUUGGUUGCAAAAUUCCCAGAUAACUCCCCUGGCACACAAUUCCACCAGUAAACCAAUAUUGAUGGGUGUGCUUGGUGGUGGUGGUGUGUGUGUGUGUGUUUAUGCCGCCUACAUUACGUUAAAUUCCAUAAGGCAAUUGAUCAAAAUUUGGUCACAUGGCUAUAAGUUUUCAGGAUGAAAUAGGGGUUCCAUGUAAAUGGCUAGAGAAGAAUAUGUACAUGUAAGUGGCUAUAUUAAAGCCUGCUAAGGAAGCUACUAUUUUACCAUAGCCUCCAGGAUCAGGGAAAAGAAGCAUGGUGCUAAUCUCAUCCUGAGGGUAGCUUGUUUAUCCACAACUAUCUCCCUUUAUCUGGUCGUGUGAGAUAACAAGACUGUGGGGACCAGAUUACAAGUGACAGUGGGUAUGCCAAGGCUGUGAUACGGAUUCCCAACAAACAUAGUCUUCUCAAUCGCUUGCGGCACACAAGUCAUUAGCAACAGGCAGGGUCCUGGUGGAGACAUGCUGUACCUUUCCCAAAGGUGGAUGGAAAAAUUCCAGCUCUUCCUCCAGGCAAGUUGCUGAUCAUUAGGAAGGUGUUCUCCUCUACAGAUUUGGAACAAAUUGUCAGAAAUUCACACUGUUUUUUUCCCCUUCAGACUGCAUCAAAUCAUUUCGUUGGUUCUUAGAUAAGAUGAAGCAAAAGUAUUUUUUGAUGACGAAAACAGAGGAAAACUUUUGUACGACCACAUUUACACUAAGACUGUGUCAUGUGUGUAGUCCCCCCCCUGUACUCCAUAAACAGAAAAGGUAAAUGUGUGUCUUCCAGUUUAACAAUGUACGUUUAAAUCUGAGAACUGACAAAUCAACUUGGUGUCCCUAGACUGCAGUCAGGAACUACAUACUCUGUAGCCUCUACCAGGCCUCUCUAAGGGGGUCAUAGGUAGUAGAAUUCCCUAAAAAUAGGAUGAAUGUAGUAAUUGGCCAGGAGAGUGAACCCUUUGAAAACUCCCCUGGCAAAUGAUUCACCCUAUUUGGCUAAAUUUCCAAAGUUUUCAGCCGGCACUGUUAGUCUGGUGGAGACGACAUGUUCUCAGGUUCAUCUCCAGUUGCUGCCUGUGAUUACAUCCAGCUGUAAGGAGACCAGUCUUUAAACUUCAAGGAUUUAGGGGAUUGAUGCCUUCAAGAAACAAACUUCCUUCCCACUGAAGACGUAAAUCCUUCCAGAAACAACUGGGCGACUCUGGAGUCUUGGCAGGAAGUUUUGGCACCUUUAUAUCGUGUGUGUUGUAGCUAAUCUUGCACCUAAGACCCUCCCAAUUCCUUCUGGCUGAGUAAGAAUGCCGAACUCAGCAGUGUCGAAUAACAGGCACCUCCCCGAUGCUACCCUGUUUGCAAAACAGUAUCUUCAGCCAGUUUUCAGACUCCUCCCUGCUGCCUAACAGAGAAUUGGUCAACAGACAGCUACUCCAAGUGCCCAUGGAAUCAGACCAAGCCACACCACAUCAUUUCCUGGCUACAACAUUCCUUCCCAUCUACUGUUUCUUCUUUUUCUUUGAAUCUAGCAACCAAGAAGAUAAACUGGUGCAACCUAAGCAGACUUCACCCAUCUACCAGUAUGACCUAGCGGCAGCCAGUGCCUAACAGGGUUGUUGCUAUUCCUAUUGGGUUGUCAACAAUGCAUUUAAUCUGUUGUAAUUGGUCCCAUGGGCCCUGUGGCAUCAGCUCAGACCAGCCCUGGCACUGAUACCUGUGUCUCCUCACCCCAUUAUCAGCUGCCACCCUCCAGCCAAACUAAUUUAACUUGUUGGUUAUCGGAAUUAAAAAGAUGGAGUCCUCAGCUGUUAACAGCAGUUGGGGCAAACAUUAGGACGUGUUGCGACACCCUCAUGUUCCAACAACUGAACCUCCAUGUAUGUUGCAACACCCCCUAACCCUCAGAAUGUGGGGACAUCAGAAUGUAGGGAUGUCCCCCUAAUAUCACCUUGCCAGAGAAACAAGGGGAUAACUAGGUGUGGCCUCCCAGCAGCUGAUGCUAUCUCCCCUCACUUUCUAGUGUCACUCUCCCCUAUGUAACUUGGGCUGGCAGGGCGGGAGCCUUAUCACACAGAGGGCCUCAUCAUCAACCUGCUGGAUUAGUGCCUGCACUUCUUCAGCCUUACUGUCCUGUCUCUGACCAAAACAACCCAACAGGGCAGGCACCAGGGCAACAGGUACAUACUGGAAAUCUUAAAAUAUUCAGACUGGAUUUAUUUUUGCAUUGACCUACCAAAAGCAAAUACAUUACACCCCAAAUGUACGUUCCCAAUGUUUCACUGCUACAUGUACAUCAAAAUACUUGAAACACAGCAAUAACCUUCAUUUUCCCUUCUACCUUAAUCACCUGUAAAAAUGAAUAAUAUUUACAGUAGCUACAGGUUGAGAGCAGAUGUAUGGCAUGCUCUGACAUGCUUAGGCCGACUUUAGACUGACGACGGUAUACGAUCGCACGACAAUCGUUGUGUGCGACGGCUGACU